This is a messenger RNA of Phaedon cochleariae (mustard beetle), 2304 nucleotides long. NCBI's taxonomy places the organism in Eukaryota, Metazoa, Arthropoda, Insecta, Coleoptera, Chrysomelidae. The record is from the annotation of a GenBank genome assembly.
GAAGAUCAUAUCCAUAUCCAUGUUUAUCAAGUCAUUUCACAAAUUUCCACUUGCGUAUUAUAAUUUUCAAUAGUGAAUAAGAAUGUAAAUUUCCAAUAUAGUUAGUCGUUCGAACACGUACGUCAAAGUUUGUUUUUCGUUAGACCUUCAAGUUGGAUAUUCAUUUCAGUAAAAACACACGUACUUGGUGGCAGAAAUUACAAUAAAUCUGUAAUUAACAGAAUUUGUACUUGAUACAGUGGCCUUCACAAGGAUUCUGCAAAUUCUUUGGGAAUAUCAGCUGUUGGAUCAUAUCAUUUUAUCAACAGAAUCACAUUUCAGCCACUUCAACAUACCUAUGCCAAUGUUCUUCCAAAAUCAUCAUUUUCUUCUUUGAGUUCCAUAUUAUGGCCAACAAAUGCAAGGACUGUGGUUGUACAUGCAGAAGAUGCAUAUCCAGUGACCAUGAUGUUCAGCUGCAUGUAGAAAUCGAAAAUCUAAAAAGAUACCUGCUGGAGAAAGAAAACCAUAUUGUUACUAUGGAGACCAAUUUUUUGAAUGAAGCCAAUAAAUUUCCUAAUGGACAGCUGGUUUCUGUACAAGAAGAGAUGGUGACAUGGCAGGAUAAAUACAAAAGAUUAUAUGAUGCUCACAGAAGAGUUCAAAGGGUGAACCAGGGUUUAGAAGACAAACUAUUGAAACUAGUUGAUGUAUGUGAGACUGACAAGAACACUUUAACAAAAGAUGUGGCAAUAUUGUCUCAUAAAUUAGCUGAGGCAAAUUAUGCUAUAAAGAAAUUGACUGAAGAUAAUGAAAGGUACAAAAAUGAUGUUUCUCUUGCUAUACAAUUCCUGCAAUGUAAACAGACUAAUUUUGUUGCAAAGAGGUAUGAUUCGCUACCAGCCGAAGUGCAAUCACAAGUAUCCAACUUCAUGACCACGAAGAAGAAACCGGAAGAACGGAAACCGUCUACCGAGGUGAAAAACAUCAAAGUGCCGAUACCGACUUUUCCGCCUACCGCGAUGGUCUAUUCUGUUCCGAAAUCACCGAACCCCGAGCGAAAAUCGGAAAAUACGGACAUGGAAUCGGCUCCCGUUGACAUAGUCUCUGCGGCCAUAAUGGCGAAAGUUCUAGAAGAAAGGCUGAGGGAAAAGGCGAAUGCCAAGCACUGUGAUAGUUGCACUUGUUCGACGACUUUGAAGAUUGUUUUUGAUAUUACGCAGCAUAGCAUCGGGACGCAGACUGGGGAGUACAAGGAUAUGGUGUGUUUGAGGUGUAAUGAUAGCGUUAAUCCUAACAGUAUUAUGAUAGUGAGAAAUCCAGAACCCAAGAGCCAAAAAGUAGUACCAAUCUAUCCCCUAGAAACUCUUGAUACCAUUCCUCCGACCAACCAAAACAUCGUUAAAGUACAGCCAAACAAUUUCCUGCUGGACAAAAAGUCAAAAUCCAGUUCAGUAAGCUCAAGCCUCAUCGAUUUGAAUCAAACCUCGCCGAAAACCAGCACGAACAAUCUGCUCAUCCAUAUUGCACCAAAAACGCACCAGGACUUUAGCGUCCAAAUAGCCAAUGAGAAGCAAGAACAUCAUCGUUUGUGCGACAAAUCGGCUCUGACCUACGAAGUCGACUUGACGUCAGAAAAGUCGGAUACUGAGAUAAACGAUGACGUAACUAGUGCCAAAAAUUCAUCUCCCAAGGGACCCAGGUACUGCUCAAUGCGAGUGCAGAGCGGCUCGAAGAAUAUCCUGUUAGACAACGCCCACAACAAUAUAGCCCCCGUACUUUAUACGAGGAGUCACAAAAUCAAAAUGGAAAGUAGAGCACAAACCUAUGAUAGCUCAGACACAGAGACGAGUGGCGAGAAAUUGAUAUCGAUGGCUAGUGAUACUUCGGUGCAGAAUCGCCAGAGGGUAGCCGACUGGAUACAGAGCAACAUCGAGAACGAGCUGAGCAGCUCAGAAAAUUCCAGAUCUGAGCCGGUGCCGGUGACCAAAAAGAAGUAUGCCGAAAUGGAGGAGAACGUGAAGAGGUUCUUGUUCGGGGAGAGCGAGUUUUUGAAGACUGUGGAGAAGGGGAAGAUGUUUGUAUAUGGCAUUUUUGGAGGAGUUCGAUUUGAAAUGAAGGGAAAAGUAGACUUUCGGGAUGAGACUAGUUGAAUCACAAGUUUUUGAUUAUAUUAAAUAUCAAGAUAGAAGCCAUGUGCAAUGUGCAUCUAGUAUUAUCAGUACAAUUUUCAAAUCUUUCGUCAGUGACACUUCAUAUUUGAAUACAUAAUUGGAAUUGUGGAGAAUUGUUAUGAAUAUUUUAUAUUAUAUUAAAUUCACUGUU